This is a messenger RNA of Panicum hallii, 5156 nucleotides long. RefSeq lists its product as uncharacterized. The coding region runs from base 251 to 4888 and encodes 1545 amino acids. Lineage: Eukaryota; Viridiplantae; Streptophyta; Magnoliopsida; Poales; Poaceae. The transcript is spliced from 11 exons. The record is from RefSeq and is a predicted model, not a curated record.
UCUCUCUCUUCCUCUCCUCUCCUCUCUCUCUCCCUUCCUCUGCUCUCCUCCGCGGCGCUGCUGCUUCCUCGCCACGCUACAGCUGAGCGAACCCCACCCAAUCCAAUCCCUCUCGUCUUCGCUUCCUCCUCCGCGCCGGCGCCCGCCGCUCGCCGGAGCCCAGGUAGGAUGGAGGAGGAGCCGCUGGCCGCCCGCGCCGGGAGGUAGGGGCGGGGGGCGCGGCCGAUCGGCGGGGGUGGGAGGGAGGGGAAUGAGGGCGCCGCAGGAGCGCACCAUGAGGGAUCUCUACGAUCGCACGCGCCACAAGGAUCUCGCGGCCCCCGAGGAACCAGCGGAAGGGCGCGGCGGAGGACGCGCGGAGGGGUCGGGGCACCGCGAACUGGUCGCCAGGAUGGAGGACAAGGCUGCGGUAAGGAAAAGAGUGGUAUCAAGCAACAACCCUUGUGUGAAGGCAGAGUCAGGCACAUGUAAUGUCUGUUAUGCUCCUUGCUCCUCUUGUCUACACCGAAGUCUUGCAGUUGAGGAUUCGAAUGCUGAAUGUGCAUCAUCUCAAACAUGCUCCACAAGGUCAGAAGUAAGAAACAAUUCACUUGUUCGUAAUGAGAAAGGGCUCCGCAAUAAAGGAGGAGAAAACGACGAUGAGUUUAGUGCAACCUCAGGUCAUGUUUCUUACUCUGCAACUGGUGGAAAUAAUAAAGUGUUCGCAAGAUCGUCCAUUGCAGACGACUCUUCAGAGGUUGACAUGCCAGCAAAACGUAGGAGGCUAUUAAAUCAAGAUACAAGACUAUCUAGAGCAGAACACCAUGAUGACAGCAACUCGUGUGUUACUGGUACAUCAGCAGAAGGCAAGGUUCACGUGGAUAGGAAAAAACUGUCGACUUCUGCAUCCAGUCGAGAUUUGACUGCUAAUGAUUAUAAAGACAACAACAUGGCAUGCCACAGCAGGUUAAGAAAUCAAUGUGUUGAUGAAUCUAAGAAAGGAUCCGAUGUUCGUGAUUUGCAUCCUAGUGCAUCUGGUAGAUUGUUUCCUGCAGAUUCUCCUUCUAUUUCGACCAAAAAGUUGCUGCGAACCCAGUCUUCUGCCAGUGCUUCGAGCAGAUUAUCUCCUAAGAAGCAAGAUCAUGAGUCUGGGAAAGCACAAGAUAAUUUAUCUCAUCAACCUUGUGAAAAGGUUUCUCUUUCAAAGAAUAACAUAGAACAGCGACGAGGUGGAAAAUUGAACCCCUGUGUACCUGAUGGUGACAAGCAGGUCACGCUGGCAGGUUACACUAACGGAAAUCAAAAUAAAGGCGGAUUCUCAUCGAAGGAUCUGGACAAUGGAACCUUAUGCCCAAAAGAUGAAAUUCUAGAACAUGCUGGCAUCCAAUCUAAUGAUGGUGUUACUAGGAACGAUGGUGACAAACAAGAUUGGGAUCAAGAUUGUUCAAUGGAUAUAUGUAGUGAUGGAAAGUUGAAUAUAGAACAUGAUAUGACGACAGAUGGGGGGAAUUCGGAAGGCUUGAUAGAUGUUAACGUUUGUGAUAUAUGUGGAGAUAUUGGUAGGGAGUAUCUUCUGGCUACAUGUACGAGAUGCCUUGAGGGGGCGGAGCAUACUUACUGCAUGCGAGUGAAGUUGGAUAAAGUUCCCGAUGGUGAAUGGUUAUGUGAAGAAUGCCAGCUUAGGGAAGAUCAGAACAAUACAAAAAGUAACCAUGGUGUCACGGCGGUUAAUAUGUCUGAAGGAAAGAACCAAAGUUCAGAAAGUCGAAGCAAGCCUAAGGCAUUGCAAAUUGUUGUGCCUGAAUUGGAUGCUCCGCAAAGCACAUGCAGCACACCAACAGCUGAUCAGUGUGAUGGCAAGAAUAAAAAGUUGCAUUUAGCUUCAGCUGAUACACAAACACGGAAAGUUAAGGUUGCCACCCCAGCUGCUGAAAGACUGGAUGUGAAGAGCAAAAAAUUGUUGAGCAUUGCAAACCGUAACAAGCUGCAAGUUCUUACAUCUGAUUUGGACGCACGACCACACACUUAUGGAACACCAACGGCUGGAGGCUCAGACAAGAAGAGUCAAAAUUCAGAAUUUUUGUUAAACCGCAAGAAGUUGUGGGUUUCCACUGAUAUGGAGUCACCAUUAUCAAGUGAAGGACUACGGAGUCCGCCUAUAUCAUGUAAGAGACAGGUUGAGAAUACUUCAUCCCCUAAGCCUAGGCUCAUCAAGACGGACAGCCAUAGAAAACAUGAUGUCAUCUCUCGUGAGAACUUGUUUAAGAAAUCAAACAAGGGAGGUUUAACUUCAGUUGAUAAUGCCCCAGUGAGAACUACUCAAGCAGGCAAAAGUUCUCAGGUCUUGUCACGGUCAUAUUCUUUGGGAAACAUGGUGAAUGCUAAAACACCAGUUCCCUCGCCAAGAGGUUUAUCAAAGCAACUGUCUUUCAACAACACCAACAAUGGGCCAAAGGUCAAGCAGUUGGUUGAAGGGGCGGCUAGCAAGUUGAGACCUGCGAAAUAUUCCCCAAGAGAUCCUAGAGAUAAGGGCCCCAUCAGAAAGCUUGUACAAUCUGGAUCUUUCAAACGCGAGGGUUCAGUUUGCUUAGAUUCUGGCUCAUCAAAACAAAAGCAAACAUUUCAUCUGUCUCAAGAUGAAAAACCAGUAAUAUUGAAGCCAGUGAAGGAAAAGAAUUUAAUAGAAAGAAGAGCUUCCUUUAGUUUCAAAAAACCAAACAUUCCUUCAUCUCCAAGGCCUGACAGUUGUAUGAAGUUAGGGGAAAGAAAAAUCGACCAGGAUAUUUCAAAGUCUGUGCCAAGCAUACUUAAAAGUAGUAAAAGACCUGGAAAUGUUGAAAAGAAACAGAGCUCUGAUUUGUCAAAGGGUGACAAUGACAAGCAAGAUGUUACUGUGCAUCCAAAACCAAUGGGAGUUGUUUCUGGUAAAGAUACACAUGCAAUGAAGAUAUCUGAUCCACCAGUUCCAUCCCAAUGUGUCAAAACGGAUAGCUCAAAUAAUGUUGAGGAUGAAGAUCUGUUCGUUUCAGUGAAAAAUGGUAACAGAAUGCCAAAUGGGUCUGCAGAGGUGGUUCCCACUAUAUCUACUGCCACAACUUGCGAAUCAGAUUUGCGAGAUGUGGCAAGAGCAAGCACCUGCGAAGAUUCAGCUCCUAAAGUGGUAUGCUUCCAACAAAAGCUUUUGGAAAGCGCAGGAGAUGACUCCUGUAAUAUUGUAGAGGUGGCUCAAGCUUCAGGAGAUAUAUUGAACGAGACUCCACAUGGUGUUCAGAUGGCACACAAUCUAUACCCCCCUGACCACAAAUUUGAUAAACCUGAUUUGAAGCGGGAAGCUUUUGGUGAUCAAUCUUCAGCUCUUGAAAAUCCUUUAGGAGACUUAGUUAUUCCAGAGCUGUCUUACAUCUGGCAGGGUAGCUUUGAGGUUUCAAGACAUGGAAAUUCCCCUGAAAUGUUUGAUGGGUUUCAGGCUUACUUGUCUACUUGUGCCUCGUCCAAAGCACGCGAAGUAGGUGAACAAUUACCUGACAAAAUUCAGCUAGCAGAAGUCCCACGGCACUCCUCAUGGCCGCUGCAAUUUAAGGAAGUAAAUCCAACUGAAGAUAGUAUUGCUCUUUUUUUCUUUGCUAAAGAUGUUGAAAGUUACGAGAUGGCAUAUGGUAAACUCUUGGAAAACAUGCUUCUUGGUGAUUUAUCCCUUACUGCAAAUAUUAGUGGCACUGAACUUCUCAUUUUUCCGUCUGAUAAAUUGCCAGAGAGGAUUCAACGUUGGAAUGGCUCGCUUUUCUUUUGGGGCAUUUUUUAUGCCCGGAAAGCAAGUAGCCCACCAGAACUUCCUCUGACUGAGAGAAAUAAUUGCCCAUUAGAACAAGUCACUGGACCUGUUAUCCAGCAUGAUAUGGGUUCCCCUAAGGCACUUCAAUCUUUGGGUAUAGAUUUGAACGAGUGCCCCAAUGAUGAUAUAUCUGACCCAGCUAUUUCACUUGGAUCAGAGAGCGAGAAGUCUGGUGCACCUGUAGAUCAUAAAAUUUUGUUGGAGUCCAAACAUGAGGAUAGGAAGCUGAAUGCAAGUGAAAUACAUCAUGAAGUAACUGCAGGCACAAAAGAAAUUGUACUGGAGCAUCCUACUGCGGCUCCCUAUGGAACUCAUCCUCCCACAUUAUCAACAGGAGAAGGUCAUGACAUCAUUCCAGACUAUCCAACUGCUGCAAAAGGUAGCACAAGAACAGCAGGUAUAAACAAAAUGGAGGAAGAAGAUCAGGAUGAGGCUGUCUUCUGUGUUGCACAGAAACCAGGUGCAAUCAGGUCAAUCUCAGAGGAGAUAAAACCUAAGAAACGUGGUAUUCUUCCCACCAUAGAAGUAUCAAAACUCCAUUUUACUGGAUCAAAGAUAUGUGGUGGUCCAAGAGAAUCAAUCCCAAAUUCAGAUAUGGGUUCUUUGGAUCCUGAUCUCACCUACAAAAGACAGAAGACUUCUUAUGGAAAAAAUUCUACUUGCAGUUUUGGAGAUGAAAUGCCACCUAGCAAAUGCUUGUCCAAGAUGCACCCCUUACCGGCUGGACAGCAUACACCAUUUGAUGAUUUACAGUAUAGUUACAGGGGUCCCUCAGAUCCUGGCUCCCUUAAAAAAUCGGUACCUGAUCAUAUAAUCCAUGUUCUUUCAUCUGACGAUGAAGAUUCUCCAGAACCUAGUACUAGCUUAAAUAAGGCAUCACUGAAGGCAGAUGAGAGCUCCUCCCCUUUAUUGUCACUUUCCCUAUCUAUGGUGGCAUCGAAGCAUAAUCUUUCUGGUUCAGAUAUUGUAGAUGAUGAACCACUGUCUCUAUCUCUUGGGCUCCCUAGUGUUGUGGAAGGGAGUAGGGCUCUGGAGAUGAAGCAAUUUCUGCCGGAGAAGCCAGGCAUAAACACUUAGUGUUUUUUAGGUUUGCGAGUGUACAGUUUUGUGCUAUGUUUAGCUGUAUGGAGUUUAGACAGGGUAGAAGUAUGGUAUAGCUUUUAAAUUAUGAACAUUUUGCCUUUUUUUCUCAGUGUUAUAUGCAUCUGCUGCUGUUGAUAGUGAUGCUGGUCUGAUGAUGUUAUUGCCUACCGUAUUUUAUGUGAUAUAUGGUGUUAGUUUCCCAUGAACUCUAUUGGUAUGACGUAAAAAGGAUAUAUCAGAAUGUGGAUGUCUAUAAAUUCAA